AUGAAUAAUUGCUAUGAAAUGAUUCACAAAGCAUUAAAAUUAAUGGUGCUUCUUUCAAUUCACAGGAAAACAAUGAUUUAUGCCUGCACGUUUGUUUGUGAUGAAAAUAUGUAUAACAUACAAGAUACAACCCCAAAAAGCUUACGAAGUCUCUUGAAAAUAUUAGUAGAUACUCCUCUUACUCAACUACAGUUAACGAAGGAAUGUAUGAAACAGGAAAGAAACAAUUUUACGUUGAUUUCAAAUGAAGUUUUCACUGUGCAUGAGUGGAUUGUAUAUUUAUGUUCCUGCUAUGUCACCCGGUUAUUCCUCUCUACUGUUUGCAUGAUAAAAACUCGUUCAAUUUACUGCAACAAGAACAAUACAAAAUUGCAAUUAAUGUCAAGUUCCGAAAGAAAUAUGGGAAAAGAAAUAAAUACUAAUUGUUUGCCGAACAAAUCACCUAAUUCCCAUCAUAAAGCAAAGAUGCUGGUUAAUUCGUCGCCAUUUUUUGAACCAUUAAGGAUUCUUUCUUGCCUUUCAAGCAAACUGCUGCUGAUGUUGUUGUUUGAUUUCAACCCCAUUAAAAAAGGAAGGCGCAGCUGGAGGCAACUAACAGAUGAAGAAAAUAGAAAAAAAAUCUGUGAAAAUGAGAUGGGGAAUCAUGGUGAAUAA
Clunio marinus is the source of this 654-nucleotide messenger RNA. The record is from the annotation of a GenBank genome assembly. NCBI's taxonomy places the organism in Eukaryota, Metazoa, Arthropoda, Insecta, Diptera, Chironomidae.